AUGCAAAUUAUCGAUGAAACUAAUGAAUUGAAAGAAAUAAAAGAAAAUAAUCAUGAAAAUGAUUUAAUUAAAGAUGAUAAUGAUGAUAUUAUUAGCUCUGAUGAGGACGAACAAAAAGGGGAAAUUGAGGAGUUGGAAUUAAGAAAACGUCUUUUUUCUAAUAAAAUAAUACCAGAAAUUAUUAAUAAUAAAGAUGAACAAAAAAUAGAUUCUGAUAUUGAAAUAAAAGAAAAUAAUGAAGGAAAUAAAGAUUCAGAAUCAAUUAAUUUACUUAAAGAAGAAUUAAACGCUUUAAAUGAAGAAAAUCCUUCCUCAGAAAGCAUUAAAAUAUCUGAACCAGAAAAUAUUCAAUCACCAAAAUCUUCUAAUAAUUCUUUUGAAGAAAAUUUAAUAAUAAAAGAAGAUGGAAAGGAGGAAAAAGAAGAAUCUGAUGAUAAUGUUUCUUUACGUUCAGAUACUACAUACACCAUGGAAUCGGCAAAUCAACAUUUAGAUGUUAACGAAGAACAAAUAAAUGAGGAAUUAAACGAUAAAAAAGAAUUAUUAAAAGAGAAUAUUUCUGAAGAAUCUCUUUUGGGUGUAUUACCUCCAAUUCCAGCACAGAGAAAGUCUAAAAUUGUUGAACCUACAAAAGAAAAUACUACUUUAACACUAAAUAAUUCUCCAAAUGAAUUAGCGGUUCGAAGAGCUGUUGAAUUUAGCGACCCUUUACAUUCUUCAAUUCCUCUUCUAUUUCUUCUUUUGCUGAAAGUGUAGAUUCUC
Molecule: messenger RNA, 762 nt
Organism: Meloidogyne enterolobii
Lineage: Eukaryota; Metazoa; Nematoda; Chromadorea; Rhabditida; Meloidogynidae
Source: the annotation of a GenBank genome assembly